AUUCUACCCAUCAUUCUCAAUGUUCUCAUUCUCCUUCUCCAUUUAACCACCUCCACACUGCUCUUCUCCUUCUCCUUCUCCAUCUCCAUAUCCACCACCAAAAAAUGGAGGAUCUCCACAUCCUCCCUUCUCCCACCUCCCCAUCUCCCUCUCCUCUCCUCCACCGUCUUCUCAAAUCCCUCUCUUCCUCCUCCUCCUCCUCCUCCUCCUGGUCCUACUCCAUCUUCUGGCGUCUCUCCCCUGAUCUCCUCUCCCUUUCUUGGUCUGAUGGCCUCAUCCUAAAUAACUCAUUAUCUUCUGAUGACACUGAAUGGUUUUAUCUUCUUUCCCUAACUAAGUCUUUCUCUUCAACUGACACCUCUACAACUCAUUCUCGUUGCUUCUCUUCAUCCACCCCAAUCUGGAUAACCACAUCCACUUCUCUCCAUCUAUCUAACUGUUCCCGUGUCCGUGAAGCUCUUCUUCAUGGCAUUCAAACCCUUGUCUGCAUCCCCAUCUCCGGCACUGGCGUUCUCGAACUCGGCUCAUCCCUCAUCAUCCCCUGAAAACUUGUCCUUUAUCCAUCAGCUCAAAUCCUUGUAUUCUUCUCCAAUUGGAUCAUCACAUUCAAUUAUUUCUCUCAAGAAAGAACCAGUAAAUACUACCACUUUAUCUUCUUUAAACUCAGACCUCUCUGAGUCUGAUGGUGGUGGCUCAGUUCUUGAUCUCACAGCUCGUCCAAAGAAACGUGGCCGGAAGCAAGCAGUGGCAAAGGAAGUCUCUCCGGGGAGCCAUGUUGAAGCUGAGAGACAACGGAGAGAGAAGCUCAACAGCCGGUUCUACGCCCUCCGUUCCGCCGUCCCCAACGUGUCACGCAUGGACAAAGCAUCGUUGCUCUCCGACGCUGUCUCUUAUAUCAAUGAGCUUAAGACGAAGGUGGAAGAGCUCGAAGCCGAGGCUUUGAAGAUGAAGAAGAUGAUGAUGAUUACUAUGGAUAAACCACCCACCUUGAUCAAUGGAGUUAAUAAAGAUGAAAGCAUGGAGGUAGAGGUGAGAUUCUUGGGUAUAGAUGCGCUUAUCCGGGUGAGGUCAGAGAACGGUGGCCAUCCGGCAGCGUUGCUCAUGGAUGCUCUGAGGCAGUUGGAGCUUCCGGUGCACCGUGCCAGUGUUUCUAGUGUGCAUGAACUCAUGUUGCAGGAUGUGGUUGUUAGGGUUCCGGUUGAACUUCAGUGUGAGCAAACCCUAAAAGCUGCAUUGGUUUCUAAGUUGAUGAAGAACAACUAUUUCUAAUUAACUAGUUUAA
Dioscorea cayenensis subsp. rotundata (Guinea yam) is the source of this 1282-nucleotide messenger RNA. RefSeq names its product transcription factor MYC2-like. Bases 466 to 1269 code for a protein of 267 amino acids. Gene Ontology annotation, biological process: regulation of DNA-templated transcription. The transcript has a single exon. NCBI's taxonomy places the organism in Eukaryota, Viridiplantae, Streptophyta, Magnoliopsida, Dioscoreales, Dioscoreaceae. Gene Ontology annotation, molecular function: protein dimerization activity; transcription cis-regulatory region binding; DNA-binding transcription factor activity. The record is from RefSeq and is a predicted model, not a curated record. Gene Ontology annotation, cellular component: nucleus.